Molecule: messenger RNA, 1698 nt
Organism: Theileria annulata
Lineage: Eukaryota; Apicomplexa; Aconoidasida; Piroplasmida; Theileriidae
Exons: 8
Coding region: 1-1698 (565 amino acids)
Biological process (GO): regulation of mitochondrial mRNA stability; mitochondrial RNA processing
Cellular component (GO): ribonucleoprotein granule; mitochondrial matrix
Molecular function (GO): RNA binding
Source: RefSeq, a predicted model, not a curated record
AUGCUUUUGGCAAGAUUCUAUCUCACCUCUGUCCAAAAUUGCAGCUAUUCAUAUAGGAAUCUUGAUAAAUUAUCCUUAAAAGUAUAUUAUCUACAAGAACUUUCAAGAAUUCUUCAAUCUAGAAAUAAUGAUACUUUAUCGCAUAACGAAAGUCUAAAGAACAAACUUGUAUACAAUGUUGAUCAACACACAUUUAACAAAUAUGAUAUUACCCAACUUACACAAGAUGUAAACAAGUCUAUAAAUAACCUUAGUCCCUCCCAGCUCCUUUCAACAGCUAUUUCAUACACAAAAUUGCAUGGAGUUGGAAAGAAGGAGUGGAAACGAUUAUGUUAUUCUUCAUUGAAGCAGAUUUAUUCCAACUGUUACAAUACCAAUGCGAUAUCUUUUAGCCAAGUUGCAAUGAUUCUCUAUUCAUACGCAUCCAAGUUCACCAACGAAAUGCCAGUUACGAACAAACUGCUCAAGGCAUGCGUUAAAUCGACAGGGAGCCUGAACGAGCGUGAUAUAUCAAUGAUUCUUUACUAUAUCAGAAGAACAAAGUGUGUUCCAAAAACAUUAAACACUCCACAAGACUUCAAAAACGCACAAAUCCUUAGGUCCAUUGCUUUGUGCCUGUCAAAAGAAGGAGGGAAUAAGUUAGUAAAAAUGACACCUAUGGGCCUAGUUUCAAUAGUUUACAACUUUACCGAAAUAGGCAUGAUUCCAUGGUCACUUAUAUACCAUUCAUGUAACUUAAUUAAAAAAAAAUCACGCUAUCUUGACUCCAAAUCAAUAGGAUUUCACUCAAGAUCACUCUCAAAAUUAAAUAUUAGAGAUAAAAAAACACUAAAUUUAUUUGUUGAAUCAUUGCCAAAAAGGACCAAAAUACCAAUCCCAACCAUUAGUUCACUAUUAUAUUCACUUGCUAAACUAAAGUAUAGACCAAAGGCCUGUUUGUCUCCACUUUUGGACUACACCCAAAAGUCAAUUUUUCUAUUUGAUGAUAGGGAUUUGGCACUCUUGGUGUAUUCAUUGGGUCAACUUGGAGUAAAAAAUGAUGUUCUUUUCGAUUCAAUUUCAGACUUUAUUAAGAAGAGGAUUGAUUACCAGUCCCCUCAACAUUUAUCUAUGUUUAUAAGGGGAUAUUCAAGAUUAGGGAUUUACGACGAACCAUUAAUUGAGAUAAUAUUGGCCAAAGCCAUUGAGUUGAUGACUGGAUUUGGCAUAACUCAGCUAGUAUCUGUACUGGACAGUUUAGUGGUUCUGGGCUACUUUGACCAUUCAGUUUUUUCAAGAUUACUCGAGUAUUUUUGCACAUUCCAUUCGGAAGAUUUGCCUGAAUAUUCCAUAAACCAACUUAACAGGAUAAUGUAUAGCAUUAGACUUGAAAAUCCUGAGUUCAUAUUAAAUUCGCCUAGUUACAUAGCAUCAUUGUUUGACCAAUAUCAAGGAGUAUUCAUGAUUAGAGACCUCAAGGAUUCGUCAGACUCUUUAUUCAGAUGUUUGAAACAACUAAAUGUUGAGUACGAGAUCGGACGAAAGGUUGGACCUUACGUGCCGGAUACCGUUAUUGACGGGAAUAUGUGUAUUGAUAUUUUAUCAAAGGGAUCAGUGUGUCCACUAACGGGUUCAUUUUUGGGUUCAGUCAAUAUGACUGAACGGCACAUGAAUAUUCUGGGAUACAAGUAUAUAAAGAUACGCAAGGAAGAAUGGUAA